AUGGACACGAUCAUUUCAGCCGAGAUCCCAGACAAGCUGACAGACAAUGAGUAUUACAAAGCUGUCGAAGAAUUCAUGUUGCACGGCCCCUGUGGCGCUGCCAGGAGUAAAUCCCCGUGCAUGGCAAAUGGCAAGUGUUCGAAGCAUUUUCCAAAAAGAUACAUUGAUGCAUCACAUUUUGACCAAGAUGGUUACCCGUUGUAUCGAAGAAGGGAUGAUGAGAGGACAAUAAAAAAGAAUGGAAUAGAGUUGGAUAAUAGAUAUGUUGUACCACAUAAACGGUACUUGCUUUUGAAAUACAAAUCCCACAUUAAUGUAGAGUGGUGUAACCAAUCUAGGUCAAUCAAGUACCUCUUCAAGUAUGUAAACAAGGGCAACGACCGUGUAACUGCUGAGUUUUAUAAGACUACGAUGGAUGAAGCUGGUAAUGAGAUUGUGGAUGAGAUAAACAUGUACUAUGAUUGCAGAUACAUAUCUGCAUGCGAGGCAGCUUGGAGGUUGUUUAGUUUUGAAGUCCAGUACAGAACUCCCCCGGUUGAGCGAUUAAGCUUUCACUUGCCGGAUUGCCAAUCAGUUGUAUUCCAAGACGAUGAUACGAUUGAUAAUGUCCUCAAUAGAGAAACCGUUGGUCAAAGUAUGUUUAAUGCAUGGUUUGUAGCCAACCAGAAUUUCAAAGAAGCGAGUUUGCUGACUUGCAUUGAGAUGCCUACCAAAUUUGUGUGGAAAAAGGACAUCCGUGAAUGGCAUCCAAGAAAGACCAAGAGAACCUCAAUUGGUCGAAUAUUCUAUGUACCUCCAGCUUCAGGUUAUACUUAUAACUAUUUGGAUGUUGCUAUUGUAACAGAUUUGGUCUUAACAGAGGAAGAGAAAAAGAACUUUGCAUUAUUGGAAUUGGAAAACCUGUUGGGGCAACAAAACAAGUCUUUAAAAAACUACCCUCCGAUGCCCACACCAAGUACUGAUAAUACAAGGUUGUUUCAAAAUCGAUUGGUUUUUGAAGAGUUGUGUUACAAUUCGGAACAAUUGAAGACAGAUUCUGAAGUGAUGUGUGCCAAACUAACAGAAGAACAGGGUCUCAUUUAUGAUACUGUUAUCCAAGAUAUUGCCAACAAUAAAGGUGGCUUAUUUUUUGUUUAUGGAUAUGGUGGAACAGGAAAGACUUUCUUGUGGAGAGCGUUAUCAGCUGCAGUCCGAUGCAAAGGCCAGAUCGUUUUAAAUGUCGCAUCAAGUGGCAUAGCUUCUUUGUUGUUACCAGGUGGCCGAACUGCACACUCGAGAUUUGCAAUACCUAUUGCAAUAAAUGAGGACUCUACCUGUAACAUUAAACAAGGUAGCGACUUGGCUGAAUUGUUGAUAAAGACGAGCUUGAUAAUUUGGGAUGAAGCUCCCAUGAUGCACAAGCAUUGCUUUGAAGCGUUAGAUCGAACCAUGCGGGAUUUGUUGCGUUUUGUAGACCCUAAUAGUGAAAUGAAGACGUUUGGUGGUAAAACAGUUGUUUUGGGUGGAGAUUUUCGCCAAAUUCUUCCAGUAGUUCCAAAAGGUACACGGCAAGACAUUGUUUCUUCCGCCAUAAAUUCAUCAUAUCUAUGGGAUAGUUGCAAAGUUUUAAGGUUGACUAAAAACCUCAGGCUAAGUUCGGUACACAACGGUGGGAACCGGCAGGCAUUACAAGAGUUUGCUAACUGGAUUGCCAAUAUCGGCGAUGGAAAGCUGGGUGGGCGGAAUGACGGGUUCGCAAAGGUUGAAAUACCAAAGCACAUGUUAGUAUCAUCCGGAGGGGACGACAUUAAAACAAUUGUGCACAGUAUAUUUCCAAUGUUUGCAAAUGGAAACACUGACCCCGAGCAUCUGAUAGGUCGUGUUAUAUUAGCACCAACGCUCGACGUGGUCAACGCAGUUAAUGACUAUAUGACUGAGUUGCAUAAUGCCGAAAACAGGUCAUACUAUAGUUCAGACGCAGUAUGCAAAGCCGAUGGCGAUAACGGUAUACUUGGAGAUGUACACACACCGGAAUUUCUAAAUAGCAUUCGGGUGUCAGGUCUACCAAAUCAUACACUUAAUUUGAAAAUCGGCUCACCAGUAAUGUUAAUGAGAAAUAUUGACCAUUCUCUUGGUUUGUGCAAUGGAACUCGGUUGAUAAUCACAAAGCUAGUAGACCAUGUUAUUGAAGGCGAGAUUCUCACUGGUCCCAACAAAGGUACAAAAGUGUUAAUCCCCCGAAUGUCAAUGUCACCAUCGGAUCCAAGAUUGCCGUUCAAGUUUCAACGAAGACAAUUUCCAUUGAUGCUUUCAUAUGCGAUGACCACAAACAAAAGUCAAGGCCAAACGUUGACUCAUGUAGGUUUAAUACUAAAGAAACCGGUUUUUGUACACGGUCAGUUGUACGUAGAUGCAUCUCGGGUUAAUAAUCCAGACGGUCUCAAAAUAUUGAUAGUAAAAGACUCAAGUUCAACUACUACAUCAACCACUAAUGUUGUAUAUCAUGAAGUUUUCAAUAAUUUGUAA
This is a messenger RNA of Ipomoea nil (Japanese morning glory), 2505 nucleotides long. RefSeq lists its product as uncharacterized. NCBI's taxonomy places the organism in Eukaryota, Viridiplantae, Streptophyta, Magnoliopsida, Solanales, Convolvulaceae. Gene Ontology annotation, biological process: DNA repair; telomere maintenance. The record is from RefSeq and is a predicted model, not a curated record. The transcript is spliced from 2 exons. Gene Ontology annotation, molecular function: DNA helicase activity. Bases 1 to 2505 code for a protein of 834 amino acids.